Biomphalaria glabrata is the source of this 3429-nucleotide messenger RNA. RefSeq lists its product as uncharacterized. The coding region runs from base 455 to 1126 and encodes 223 amino acids. The transcript has 6 exons. Lineage: Eukaryota; Metazoa; Mollusca; Gastropoda; Planorbidae. The record is from RefSeq and is a predicted model, not a curated record. Gene Ontology annotation, molecular function: DNA binding; zinc ion binding.
AUCUUCUGAGGUUAAUAGAAUAGAAAAUAGUAUGGCCAGUGAGAAAAACAUUUAAAUGGUUUUAAAUCUAUGAGAUAUUUGAGGAUAGAAGCUAAAGAAAAAAUUAAAUAGUCAUCUUGCAACCGGAAAUAUCCGACUUUUUCGUGGCGGCCAUCUUGUUUUCAUGAGGAACAAAAAGUAAAUCGUACAGAGACUUGGACUGAGAUGUUAUUUUGUUAACGUCUUUGUUCUUGCCAACCACCACAGAGACAGUCCACACCUUUGGCCUGGCUUAGCUCUUGACUCCUAGACUAAGCCUUAGACCUUACCAUCAUUUGAAAAUUGUGGAGUCUUGAUCUUCUUUUCAUCUUUUGGUUGAUACAUUAUCACCACUGACUGAGUCCCAUAUUUGUGAUUUAAAUUUUAUAGUAAUCUGGGCCUUUAGUGGCGCUUUAUUGGUAAUAACUCUGCCAAGAUGUCUAUGGAACAGAAUGGCAAUCAGAACAUGGCUGCUUCCAUUUUCUGCAGAAACGGGUGUGGGUUUUAUGCAGCCCAGGCCUUUGAUGGUAUGUGCUCCAAGUGCUACAAAGAUUUGAAGCAGAUUCAGCAAAAUGAAUCCCCUGUCACUUCUGUACAGUCCCCUGCAGCUACACCAUCUGUGAGCAGAUCCUCUGUGCUGGGUGGAGGGGAUGGAAAUGAUGUGGAUGCUGUGGCUGCAGCACUAAGCAAAACUUCAUUAGGAGAAAUGAAUGUCAACACUUCCAGUAAUUCUAAUAGUGAUAAGUUAGCUGAGAAACUAGCUGAGAAACUUGGCGCUGCAGGGGGGUCAGAAAUAGAGACUGCCAGUCCAACAGUGGCCUCAGCUAAAGCCUCUUCAAGCGAAUCUAGGGACGAAGAGGCUGGAUCUGCUGAAGGUGAUAGUGCCAGUGAAGGAGACAAAGGGAAAAAGCCCAAGAGAAACAGGUGCAUGGAAUGUAGAAAAAAAGUUGGACUCACUGGUUUUGUCUGCCAUUGUGGAAAAUUGUUCUGCAGUUUACAUCGCUACUCUGAUACACAUGAUUGUACAUUUGAUUUUAAGGAGAAAGGACAGGAGGAGAUUCGAAAGAAUAACCCAGUCAUUAAGGGUGAGAAGAUACAAAAGAUAUGAAGUAGGUUGUCUCUUUCUUACCCCCCGUCCCCUUCCCUUUUUGUCAAAGCAGGGCAUUUCAUGCUGCCCCAUAGUGGACUUGUUGAAUCAGCCCUUGCCUAGGAAAUCAUCCUUCCGAGGAGUGAACUCAUUUUUUUUUUGUUCGGAUUGGAUGAUUAUAUGAUACUGUAUUAUAAUUAUAUAUAUACAUGGAAUCUUUUUUCCUUCGGAUUUUAAACUUGUGCGUUAAAAUUAUGUCGUAUGUGGUGAAUUGGGUAUAAACUAGUGAAAACCUCCUUUAUGUUAGUAUGCGUGUAUGUUCAUUAUUUGUACAGAUUUAUUUGAUGUGUAUGAUUAUAGUGUGCCCCUAGUAUUCAUUUGGUAAAUUAUUUUACAUCUAUCAUUUUAUUUAGUCAUUUUAAUUGUGGUCUUGCUACCAGCCUAAGACUAAUUCUUUUGAAACACAUAGUUUUGAAAUUUUCUUUUUUUUUUUCUCUGGGCUUUUUAUUGAAAAUGGUUUUUUUUUUUUUUUCCCUGCAAUUAAACAAAAUUAUUUGGCUUAGUUUUUUCCAUUUUUUGUGGUUAAGUGUACCGCAUGGUGGUGAAAUGUCAUAUAUUUGGAAUCUGUGAUAGUACUGAAAUGACUGCAGUUUGUGUGUGUGGUAUCUUUAAAUGGGCUGGCAGAUAGCUGUCCUAAGUGUGGUACAAAGAAGUGCAUAUUAUGGAUUUUAUUUCCAAAAAAAAAAGUUUGUGUGUGUGGGUUGAAGGUGCUGGUAAUUGAUUCUAGUGCAGAUGGUGCCAUUAAUAACUAGGUCAUGAUUCUGUGAUCACAUCUGCGGCACUGUGUGGUUCAAUAGCAUGAAGAUUGUGUCUGAGGGUGUUUGCUGUGCAGAUGUGGAAAACAAAGCAAAUAAUAAUAAAUGUAUGAAAUUAUUUAUGAUGUUAUGUUUUAAAUGAGAAUUGUAAAAUAAAAAAAAUUAAAUAAAAGGUAGUUAAGAUAAUUAACCCCCUUUUUAACCGUAUUCAAAUUGUAUAUUUUAUUCAUUGAUAAAACACUAAACUAUUCUUUCAUCAUUGUUUAGUCUCUCCAUGUUUUUUUUGUUUUUUUAAUGACUUUUUUGUUGUGUCUAUUAAUAAUAGUUGUAAUUUAGAGGUGUGGACUAAUUCAAGAACAUUCAUUUGUUUGGGAUUGCAUAUAUAUAUAUAUAUAUUACUUUAAUUUGUAAUCAGAUGACAGCCUUUGUUGGUUUUUCUCCCAGUAAGCCCAUGAUUCAAAACAUGUCACCGAAACAUCUUAAUAACUUUAUAGUAUUUCUUUCCUUCAACACAUUUCAAAUUCUUAGGUAAAGAGGAAUAGAUUUCUGCAACUUAUCAUUACAGAAAUUAUGAUCUUGACAAAGUAUGCUUCUGUCUUCAAAUGUACUUUAUAGGGAAACAACUUUUUUUUUUACUUUCCAAUAAAGAACAGUUAAUUGCAUUAUAAUGUGAGGAUAGUCCACAAAAUUGUGGAAGGAAAAAAAUGGUUACAAAAAGUUUUUCCAAGCAGCAGAAAGCUCAGUAAAUUUGAUGAAAGAGAAACAAGUUUGGCCAAAUAAAAUCUUGUGUUGAACACUAUUUUCAUAAUUUGAGAAAAGUUUACAUUUUAAAAAGUUAUUCCUCUCUUCAAUUUGCCAUCACUUUCAAGAAAGAGUUGUAACAAGUCAGUGAAGUUUUCAGAAAGUAAUUGACAUUAUGAUUAGUUACACCCAUGGGUUAUCUUCACAUCAAGAACAUGUUUGCACUUAAGCCAAGUUUCAGUAUUUCACGCACAUUAUAUCUGCUAUGAAUAAUAUUGUCAUGCUUUUUUUUUUUUUUUUUCUUCAAAUACAUGAGAUUACUUUUUGAAAAUAACAAAUUCAGGUUGGUUUCAAGAUUUGCUAUUUUUUUUACUAGGAUUUGAAAGAUUUUUUUAGUAUUUUAAUUUUAGAUUAUUUUUUUUUAAAUGCUUUUUGUAAAAGAAAGAAAAAAUAAUUUUUGUUUGGGUAGUUGCAUUACUAGAAGACAAGAAACCAGCAAAAAUCUAAUAUAAUCAACAACUGUUAGCUAGCUUCUUGUUUUAAAUUACAGUGUCUUGUAGCGUCUGUGACUACUACUUUUAUCUUAUUAAAUGGGUGAAUUUAGGGUUUGCUGUUUAGCAUGUGUUGGUCUUGUCUUUCAUGUCUUGGUCAAUGUGUCUGUCCUAUUUUAGUUUCUUUUUGCAUUUUUCAUGUUGAUAAUUAUUAUUACUAUUCUAUUAUGCUGAUGAUGUGAAAUUUAAAAAAAAUAAAUAUUCUGAUGCAAUUAAA